AUGAAAAUUUACUUGCCGCUUAUCGCAACAGAAGAUGUCAUUGUUCAUUUUAUAAAACAACAAAACUCGACGCUCGAAUCCGGUGACAUUAUUGGAGUUCUCAUUCUUGAUGACUCUAGUCAGUUCGUCACGCGUUACCUUUUGAGUGAAUUUCUUGCAAUGAAUCCGCCCGUUCUAGUUGAUAACAAAGAAAUAUU
Funneliformis geosporum is the source of this 197-nucleotide messenger RNA. NCBI's taxonomy places the organism in Eukaryota, Fungi, Glomeromycota, Glomeromycetes, Glomerales, Glomeraceae. The record is from the annotation of a GenBank genome assembly.